AUGAUGGUCGGCUUCUACCUGCUGAACUAUGCGCUGAUACCAUUUCUAUCAUCGAUUUUUUUGCUCAUCUGUUCGAAGCCAUCGAAGCCGCCGGUCGUCACACAUAAAUCAUUACAAAAGCCUAAACCCGGAAAGAAAAAGAGUAAGUACUGUGGUAGGACUGUUAUGUUGAAGUAAUAAAUUACACUAUAAUAAUUUUUGUCAUAAUAUUAUAUAUGUCCCAUAACUAGGCCAAAAACGUUCAAAUUUUACCGUUUGGUAUCGUGCAAAAGACAUAAUUAGUAUCUUAUCAUAGCUUUCAACCCAUUAAUACCAUUCUUCAACUUCAGAAGAACAGAAGGCCAAAGAUAAGAAUGUAGAACGAACAGAGCGAAUCUCAAUCCAUGGGUCCGUGGACGACGACAAUGAUGACAGAAACGCUCACGGUGACAAGAACAAGCGGAGCAAAACAAGUAAUAAAGACCUAAAAAGUGGUAAGGAGCUGAAGAGCGACAAGGAAAACAAGAGUGGAAAGGACCCGAAGAGUGAUAAAGACAUUAAGAGUGAUAAGGACAUUAAGAGUGAUAAGGACAAGAAGAAGGAUAGUAAGAGCAAAGAGGAGCUGGAGAAGAAAGGAAGGAAGGGAAUGAAGAAAAACCAGAAGGAACGGUCCAACGAGAGCAAGUGGAGUCUAUCGGCUAGUAUUUCGCAUACUCAAGAUGAUCAGGUAUGUUCUUUAUUGUUAUACGUGUAAGUUUAGUCUACUAUGACAUGUUUUUACUGUGAUAGCUUUCGGAUUUUCAGUUAGACGACAGUCAACGUAAAAGUCAUAAAGCUCACAAGAAAAAGAGGAGUGAGAAGUCCCAUUCUAUGGCUCCAAAAACCCACAAAACUCAUCGUAAGUCUAAGAAUAACCUAAUCUACUACAAUUUCAGGUUCUCCGCUCCAUCCAACACAAGCAUCUUCGAACGACCGAUCAAAGAUGGUGCACAAGACACAGUCAAAUGAAGAAAAGAGCAGUUCGUAA
This is a messenger RNA of Bursaphelenchus okinawaensis, 1006 nucleotides long. NCBI's taxonomy places the organism in Eukaryota, Metazoa, Nematoda, Chromadorea, Rhabditida, Aphelenchoididae. The record is from the annotation of a GenBank genome assembly.